This is a messenger RNA of Blastomyces gilchristii SLH14081, 2761 nucleotides long. RefSeq names its product S-adenosylmethionine-dependent methyltransferase. Gene Ontology annotation, molecular function: protein-lysine N-methyltransferase activity. NCBI's taxonomy places the organism in Eukaryota, Fungi, Ascomycota, Eurotiomycetes, Onygenales, Ajellomycetaceae. The record is from RefSeq and is a predicted model, not a curated record. The coding region runs from base 1313 to 2452 and encodes 379 amino acids. Gene Ontology annotation, biological process: peptidyl-lysine dimethylation; peptidyl-lysine monomethylation. The transcript has 2 exons. Gene Ontology annotation, cellular component: cytoplasm.
UAUUGAGGGAGUGGAACCUGAACCAAAACAAACCUACCUCUGAGACUACAAAACCAAGUAGAAUGCCCUGCAAUACAAUUCUACACAAAGGAUUAAUUAAGCCAAUCAAUCCUCUACAGAUAUUUCCCCACAACCUCCUUGAGCACCUCAUGAUCCAACAACGCCUUAACCUUCAAUCCGCCAGGCCCUUCCAUAUCCUCCGAGCUCACCAGGGCAUUAUAGAUGGCCUCCUCCGUCGCGUCCGCCGCAGCUUCAAACAGCGCAUUGAUGGACGUAUCCUGCACGGCACGCACUUUCUGCUCCACAUUGACCGUCCCGAUAAAUUCCGGCUCAUUACGGCUGACCUUCUCCGCCGUGCUAAAGGCGACGAAGAUGUCGCCAGAGCUGUUGGAGCCCCCAGCUGCCCACGCACGAUAGUCCUACCGUCGCGCGCUUGGCUAGGCGUUCGAGCUGGACGGGGUGGGUGUAAGGGUGCAUAUGUGGCGAGGACGACGAUGAUGCUGCCAUCUUUCGUCGCCAUAUUUUCUUCUCUUCUUCUUUUCUUCUUCUUCUUCUUCUUCUUCUUCUUCUUCUUCUUCUUGCGCGGCCGCGAAUGCUGCGGGUGAUGGUGCAGCUACUACCUUCCGCUCCUCAAUGAUCCUACCCAGCGGCACCCCGCCAACAUUAACUCCCCCUGCGAGCGGGGGAGGAGCAUAUCAUAUCAUGAACCCGUUAGAGGCAGAGUACUAUUCAUUCCACCCAAUGACCAGGGUUCGGGUGUCGUACGCGGAGAAAUUAAUUGCAUUUCGUAGACAUCCACGGAAAUAGAUCAGUGUGCUCCAUUAUAAAAGGAGACUUAUUAAGAAGAUGACCAGAAGAGUCUCAGAUGGUUCAAUAGUGGAUCGAAGUUAUGUACGGAGUACUCCGUACUGUAUAAAUUAUUUAUAUUCCAUUUGGGCUGCCAUCGCGUGGAGAGAUGUCGAAUCAUGCCUAGCAGGCUUGGCGACAGGCUGACUUCUCAUGGGGUGGAGAGGGGUAUGAAAGCCUAUAACUAGUAGCUACAGGUGGUGAUAGCCAGCCUAGACUCCAGCUAAGGGAUAGCUAAGAACUCAGUAAGAAACGUACUAAACCCCACUAAACCGCGCCCCGAAGACCCGGCCCUAUAGGCUAUAGAAGACAGCAUGUCCCCGAAAGCUAAACACAGAAAAAGCUAGCUCCAAUCCCGGCAAGUGGCGGGGUGAAAUUAUGACGAGAUGUCUUUAAAUUCCCGAAGAAGCAAGCUUGUCACUCUCGACAAAACGCGGUAAUCAAUAUAUAUCUAAUAUUUAUCACAAUGUCCACUCUCACUCAUGCUGAAGGUGUAGAUGGACAUCCACCACACCUAGAACCAAGCCAAUUAGGCACGAAGGAAUACUGGGAAUCAUUCUACGAUAACUCUCUAUCUCACCUAUCUUCGAAGCAACGGGCGCGGGCGCGGGCGCGCAAGGGUCAAAGUCGUACCAAAGACGAGAGUGAAGCCGAUGAUAGAAACGAGGAGGAAGACGAAAAAGGUGCCGAUGAUGAUGAGUACAACGGCGAUGAAGACGGAGACGACGACCCUGGCACAUCCUGGUUCAUAGAACACAACGCGCCCGAAAAAGUCAUGAGAUUCCUCACCUCCGAAUCCUUCCCGCUUGCACCCUGUAACACUACUCCGAGUACACAGACACAACGGCAAUCACAAUCGCAAUCGCAAUCGCAACCACAAUCGCAACCACAACCACAACCCAACAUCCUCGACCUUGGAACGGGGAACGGCAGCAUGCUUGCCCUCCUCCGCGACGAGGGGGGUUUCACGGGGGGCCAGAUGGUCGGAGUCGACUAUUCUCCCAAGAGCAUCGAGUUGGCGAGACGGUUGCAUCACCAUCGUCAUGACUCCUCCUCAACGCGGGACGGUGGGGCGGACACUGCUGCUAGAACUACUACUAGUGGUACCCCGGCAAUCCGCUUCGAGGUGUGGGAUGUCUUUGACAAGCGAGCUGUGGAGGAAUUGGAUUGGUUCCCGGCUGCUCAGGGCGGGUUUGACAUCGUGCUAGAUAAGGGGACGUUUGAUGCCAUUUCGCUUUCUGCGGAGGAGGUUGUGGUGGAUGUCGGGGGUGCAGCGAGGGUAGGGGGAGCAUACAGGGGAGUAGGAGGAGAGGAAAAUGUGGAUAUGAAGGGGUCGCGCGUGGUGCAGAGGAGGGUGUGUGAGCGGUAUCCCGGCAUUGUGAAGGGGUUGGUACGCAAGGACGGGUUUCUGGUUGUUACGAGCUGUAAUUGGACGGAGGAGGAGUUGAUUAGGUGGUUUACGAGGAGGGAGGUGGGGGAAGGGGAAGCGGAGGAAGGGGGUAGGCUGGUGGUAUGGGACCGUGUUGAUUAUCCGAAGUUUCGGUUUGGAGGGCAGGAGGGCCAGGGGGUGUGUACUAUUUGUUUUAGAAGGGUGAGUGGGAGCUAAAAUGGGGGCGGUGUCCUGGGUUAAAAGCUAUGAUGGGGUGAUGAGUUAUGAAAAUAGAGUAUAGAAUAAAAAAAAAAAAAUCAUUUUCGAUAUCAGCGUCAUGAAAACGACCAGUUUGCCUGGGGUUCAAUUGUAACUCUCUGCUAUUCUGGAGCCCUAGUAUAAAAUUCAUCACAACCAUCACAUAUAAAAAGACAUGUAAAAUCUACAUCCCAAAUGACGGUUACUAUUUCACCCCUUUCUCAAGAACGCAACAACGCACCAUCUCGCCCUGUUUUCCGGGCCCUCUUCCGGACGUACAGACAUCCA